Molecule: messenger RNA, 4999 nt
Organism: Drosophila takahashii
Lineage: Eukaryota; Metazoa; Arthropoda; Insecta; Diptera; Drosophilidae
Gene: zfh1
Product: Zn finger homeodomain 1
Biological process (GO): regulation of DNA-templated transcription
Molecular function (GO): DNA-binding transcription factor activity, RNA polymerase II-specific; DNA binding
Source: RefSeq, a predicted model, not a curated record
CGGAUACGGACGAGGACGGUUUCGGUUUUCUGUUUUCGGAUUCGGAUUCAGUUUGAUGCUGCGAAAGUUAGAACUCUGAAUUCAGUUGCACUGUAGACGUCGCGACGGCAGCACACGCGUCGCUCCCCCACAGAGAAAGACUGUGAAAAGUACACAGUAGAAUCACGCACAUAUAGAGUAUAUAGAUCGGAACAAAAAUCGACCAUAUAAAAUCGACAUAAAAUAAAAACAAACGCGACACUCGCAGCGGUAAAGAAAAAGAUAUAUAAGAAAACAGUGUUUUGAAAUGUUUCAAAGAUAAAAACCCAAGGCCCUUUCGCCCAAAUGGCCGCCACACGUGUGUGCUUUAUAAGAAAUACCAAAAUAUAGCUAAAAACCCAGAAGAACCCACUCAAAAUCCAAAACCUAAACCAAAACUAUCCGUAAAAGUAAAGCAAAAGUGUUACAACAAGCAUUCCAAAUGUUGUCCUGUCUGGCGCCGUCGUCUUCACGUUUCGGCCAAGAGGAUACCAUCAUUCAGCAGAGCAUGCCAUCCACAACCGCCUUCACCAUGCAGUUUCCCUCGCUGGCCUCCACUUUGCUCCACCACAACCAGUCGCCGAAGCACAGCAAUCCGGGAUCCAGUGGGAUCCAGGAUGCCAGCCAUCCCAACCAGCCAGGUGCAGCUGCAGAUGCCUUUUUGGUCAAGUGCACCCAGUGCCACAAGCGAUUCCCAGAGUUUCAGACCCUCAGCGAGCAUAUUGCCAGUGAGCAUCCCCAUGACAAACUGAACUGUGGAGCUGCUCAGCCGGAAAGCGAUGCCGAGGAUGAGCAGAGCAACAUGAGCAACGGCAGCAGUAGGCGGUACACUAAAUCCCCUCUGUCCAGCAACAACAACAACAACAAUAGCAGCAGCAACAACCAGUCGAACAACAACAACAAUAGUGAGCUGGCCAAAAACCACAAUAAUACGAAUAAAAUGUCGCCAAUGUGCUCACCUGGUUCGCUGACACCUGGCGAUUUAUUUGCCCAACUGCAACACCCACCGCCGCAAUUGCCACCCCACCUGCACGCCCAGUUCAUGGCCGCCGCGGCCUCCCUGGCCAUGCAAUCCGCCCGAUCCGCCAGUUCACCCAGCCAGCAGCAACAGCAGCAGCAACAGCAACUGCAACACCAACAGAUGGCCAUGCAACAACAACAACCACCGGGCAGCAACAGCAGUGUGGGCAGCAAUUCGGCCUACGAUCUGGAUCUCAGUGCCCCGCGAUCCACCUCGAGUCCGGGUUCCACCACCGGGGACCUGAGUUCGUAUCCCUGCAUGCAGUGCACCGCAUCCUUCGGCAGUCGCGAGCAACUCGAGCAGCACGAGCAACUCCACUCGCCCUGCGGACAAACGGCCGUCACCAAUGUCUCACAGACCUGCCGGAUUUGCCACAAGGCCUUUGCGAAUGUGUACCGCCUGCAGCGGCACAUGAUCAGUCACGACGAGAGCGCGCUCCUGCGGAAGUUCAAGUGCAAGGAGUGCGACAAGGCCUUCAAGUUCAAGCACCACCUGAAGGAGCACGUGCGCAUCCACUCCGGUGAGAAGCCCUUCGGCUGCGACAACUGCGGCAAGAGGUUCUCGCACUCGGGCAGCUUCUCCUCGCACAUGACCUCCAAGAAGUGCAUCAGCAUGGGCCUCAAGCUGAACAACAAUCGUGCUUUGCUCAAGAGACUGGAGAAGAGUCCUGGAUCGGUGGGAUCCUCCAGCUCCUCGCGACGAUCGCCCUCGGAUCUUCAAGGCAACAAGGGAAAGCUGCCGGAGCAGCCAUCCCUGCCCGGCCUGCCCAAUCCCAUGAUCUACUUCGCCAGCGAUGCCCAAAAUCAGGGAGCAGGAAAUGCGCCACCCACGCCCUUUUCGCCCUUCCAUCCCACGAACUACAUGAACAUGAAUGCGGCCCUCCUCGCCUUUCCCCAGACCUUCAUGGCAGCCGCCGCCGCUGGCCUGGAUCCCCGGGUUCACCCGUACAGCAUCCAGAGACUGCUGCAACUGUCGGCUGCUGGUCAGCAGCAGCAGCAGCAGCGGGAGGAGGAGGAGCGAGAGCAACAGCAGCAGGAGGAGGAGACGCCCGAUGAGCCGAAGUUGGUGAUGGACAUCGAUGAGCCGGAGGUCAAGGAGAGGGUGCCCACGCCAGAGGCCCCGGAAGAAGUAGCUCCUGUCAAGCGGGAGGAGAGCAGAGAAGCCUCUCCGGCUCCCGAGGGGUAUCCACCCAUCAAACAGGAGCAGGAACCCCUGAAUGUCACAGAAGAGCCCCAAAUCUCCCAGGAGGCGGAGGAGCUGCGCUGCAGUCGCUGCUCCAAGCAGUUCAAUCACCCCACUGAGCUGGUGCAGCACGAGAAGGUGCUGUGCGGUUUGAUUAAGGAGGAGUUGGAACAGCACUUCCAGCAGCAGCAGCAGCAGCAGCAGCAGCAGCAGCUGGCCAACAGCUCGGAGGAUGAGGAGGACGAGGAGAUGGAGCUGGAGAUGGAGGAGCCGCGCCAGGAGAGCGGCGGCGGCGAAAGGAAGGUGCGCGUGCGAACGGCCAUCAAUGAGGAGCAGCAGCAGCAGCUGAAGCAGCACUACUCCCUGAAUGCGCGACCCAGUCGCGAUGAGUUCCGCAUGAUUGCAGCCCGCCUGCAGCUGGAUCCCCGGGUGGUGCAGGUCUGGUUCCAGAACAAUCGCUCCAGGGAGCGCAAGAUGCAAUCCUACCAGAGCAAUCAGGCUCCUUCAGUUGUGCCCCAGAAUGAUUCCCAGCCGACAUCCCAAACCCGCGAGGAUCAACCGCUAGAUUUGUCUGUGAAAAGAGAUCCCCUCACGCCGAAAAGUGAGAGUUCGCCUCCUUAUAUAGCUCCUUUAGCCGGAGAAGCCUUGAAUCCCGAGGCCAUCAACCUGAGCAGGAAGUUCUCCACCUCGCCAGCCUCGAUUUCGCCCUCAUCCGCGGCAGCCUUGUGGCCUUCGCCGCCGAAUAGUAGUGGCCAGGCCUUCCCAGGACUACCGCCCUACAUGCUGCCCAUGCCGCUGCCCAUGGAGGCGCUGUUUAAGAUGCGACCGGGUGGGGAAUAUGCUCCCAAUCAUCCGCAUCACCAUCCCCUGAUGAACAGUAUUAAGCUGCCCGACUACCGGGGCACCAGUUUGAGUCCCGGCGGCUCGGAGAAGCGUUCCUGGCGGGACGACGACUCGCGCAUCUCCCACGAAGAUGAGUUUGGAGGAGGAGCACUGAUGCCGCCGAAGCCCCGGCGCGGCAAGGCGGAGACCCACGGCCAUGCGGGCGAUCCCGAUCUGCCCUACGUGUGCGAUCAGUGCGACAAGGCCUUCGCCAAGCAGAGUUCCCUGGCGCGGCACAAGUACGAGCAUUCCGGUCAGCGACCCUACCAGUGCAUGGACUGCCCGAAGGCCUUCAAGCACAAGCACCACCUCACCGAGCACAAGCGUCUGCACAGCGGCGAGAAGCCCUUUCAGUGCAUCAAGUGCCUGAAGCGAUUCUCGCACUCGGGCAGCUACAGCCAGCACAUGAACCACCGGUACUCCUACUGCAAGCCUUACAGGGAAUAGGUAAGCGACACCUCAGUGCCGCCCACCUGCCAACCGGGAGCCAAUCCUCCUCCGCCGACGACGACGACGGCGGUUAGUAAUCGAGGACGUCGUCGUGGCGCUCAGGUUCCCACGUCGGCGGGGAAUCCCCAGUAUCCACCGCAUCCUCAUCCCCAUCUGGCGGCCAUGGCUGCCUUCCAGCAGCAGCAGCAGCAUCACAGGCUCUCCUGGAACGGAGCUGGUGUGAUGCGUCCGCCGGCUCCUCAUCCGCCGCCACUGCUUUCUGGACAAGGAGCCUUUGGCCAUCAGCAUCCGCCGCCGGCGCAGUUCUUUCACCAUCAUGCGGGACUGCUGCCGCCACCGCCGCCGCCCCCGCCGCAGACCACGCCCACGUCUACGCCCGCCUUCGACUUCUUCAAUGCCAAAAUGUUUCCAAAUUAAGCUAGUACUUAAGUACUUAAACAAACCGACGAACAGAAAAUCUCAGAAUGUGCAGGAACACACCAACACCCUUCAAAAAAAGAAAUGCACUUUAGACAGAGUCAGAGUCAGAAAAAAAAACAAAGAAAGAGAGAAAUAUUUUUUAUAGCCAUUUAAAACCAGGAUAAAUGAGAAGCCGUAGUUGAAAAACCUUUCGUUUGAGCGAAUUUAUUAUUUUUACUAUGUUGCAAGCAGUUUGUUUUUAGUAUUUUAUUCAUUUACCAUUUUACCGCCUAAGUUUCGAGUCGAGGGCUAAAUUUUUUAUUGUUUGGCCCCCCGAGACUCGCUUAAAGAUAUCGUUUUAUCUAUUUUUUUACCCCUUAAUGUUUUAGUUGUUAGUUUAAUUAGUUUUAGGAGCUGGAGAUCCCCAGUACCAAGUGCUGCAGAAUACUCAAAACACUCGAAUCGUUAAGAGCCACCCACUCCUGAAUGGAAUAAAUGUAUAUUUUCUACGAUAACGUAUUCUUUUUUAAGCUGUAACUUGUAACUUGUAACUUUUAGUUUUCGGUUAAGCCAGGCUGGGUUGACAUUUGCAAACCAGCGCUCGAAGGGAAUUUUCCACCCAACAACCUCCGGACCAAACAGAAAAGCAAAAAGAAACUUCAAGAAAAUACAAGCAGACAAUACCAGAGAUACAAAAGUAUUAAGCAGCGAAACUGUAUUAAAAGCCACCACAUUUUAAAGUCCACGCCCCCCCAUUUCGUAUAUAGUCUAUGUUAAAUGGAAAACCCACCGCUUGCCGCGCGUUUCAAGCCCUCUUACUUAAGGAAAACCACCCCAGAAACAUCUUUCUCAAGCUACGCUUUAAAUUUCCCUUCUUUGAAAUCGAAAUCAAUCGCGAAAUAAGCACAAAACACCUACAAGAUCAUUCCAUUAGGCCAGAGCCGCGCCCCAAAAAAGGUGCAACUCAUGCAUUUAAGGCCUCCGGCUGCCGCUUGCCACUCUCGACAACCCACUAAAUCUAAAGUCUAAAAUCUAAACCUAAUGCUA